Messenger RNA from Odocoileus virginianus texanus, 3697 nucleotides. It is a transcript of the gene H1-6, whose product is annotated as H1.6 linker histone, cluster member. NCBI's taxonomy places the organism in Eukaryota, Metazoa, Chordata, Mammalia, Artiodactyla, Cervidae. Gene Ontology annotation, biological process: nucleosome assembly. Gene Ontology annotation, molecular function: structural constituent of chromatin; DNA binding. Gene Ontology annotation, cellular component: nucleosome. The record is from RefSeq and is a predicted model, not a curated record.
CUCUGUCCAGGACAAUGCUGGAAUAAUGAACCAUGUUUGGCCCUGUGUAACUAAAACUAGUUUUACCUACAUUGUCUCAUAUAAACCUCCUAACCAGUACAUGAGAAUAGUGUCGCCAUGGAUUGACUUAUGCACCACCCCUCUCCAAAAUUCAUUUGCUAAGACCCUAACCGCCUUUGUAACUAUAUUUGGAGACAGAGCUUUUAGGAGGUAAUUUAGGUUAAAGAGGUCAUAAAGAUGGGUCCCUAAUCCAAUAGGAUUCCAGGUCUCACAAGAAGAGAAAGAGGGAGCCAUCACUCUCCUGGCGCGCAUGCACUAAAGAAGGACUGUGUAAGGACAAAGCAGGAAGGCAGCCGCCUAUAGGAUAGGAGAAGGGGUGUCACCGGAUCCUGACCAUGCUGGCACCCUGGUCUUUUCUAGCCUCCGGAGCUGUGAAGAAAUAAAUUUCUAUUGUUUAAGCCACGCAGUCUAUUUUGUUUGAGGAGCCUGAGAAGACUAAGAGUGAGGUGGGAGAAGCAGAGCCUUUUGAAGCCAGACUUCUUGAAAUGAAGUCCCAGCUUUCCUGUUCACUAGCGCUAAGACUUUAGGCAAGUUAUGUGACUUUUCUGUGACUCAAGUUCCUCAUAUAUAAAAUGAAUUCCUGCAUUUUUUUAUUAUUUGAGGGAAAAGUACUUGGGACAAUGAUUCUCACAUAUAUACUGUAUCUAUGUGUGAGUUUGUUUUAUGGUAUAUUUUAGAUUUAUAAUGCAAAAUAUGAAUCUUUUUUCUAUGAAUAUUACAUUAUGGAAUCUAAGAAUUAAAAAAAAUCCCAUUCUCUGUUAUUUUUACAGCAAUGAUAGAUUCUGUUCAUUCCAUAACCCAACCCUAAAUCACUGACAUUUAAUGGCACAACUUCUAAGGGAUCACCAAAGUUCAGGGAAACCAAAUACACAUUAAAAGAGAGUCCUCAGUAAGAUGCACUUGUAAUCUAAGGAGAAGAAAUUUUCAAACAGAGGGUCAGAAUGUAUUAGUAGGCUGUGAAAUCAAUCUCAUGAUUUACAACCAGCCUUUUUAAAAAAUAAAAUGAGCUAAAUUAAAAUAUAUCAGAGAGCCCUUAAGGUAGCAUUGUUUUCAGAGUUUUGUUUCAGAUGUUUGUGUGUAGGUGCACAUGUGGGCACAUGGAUGUGAAGCGGAGUGAAAGAGAUUUUUCCAUUUUACUUUGCAAUCAGAAGUUUGAAAGUCUCAUCAUCUGAUUUCCUCUGAAGUAUUUCAGAAGAAGAAUGAAUACAUUAUUGUAAUCUUUAUUUCCGCACAGCUCUGUAGACACACCCCAGUCCUUUUAGAGAUCUGGGUCUGUGGUUUCCAAUGAGCUCUUCAUAUACGGGUUCCUGCCUCACAUUUUAUAUUAAGGGGAGGGAUUGUAUUUGUUUCCUUGAGGUUUUUUGUGUUUUUUGUUUGUUUGUUUGUUUUACAGUGAAGUGUGAAGGAGUCGGGGGUGGACAUAGGGGUAAGGUUUUAACUAAUGAAAUCAGAAACAAAACUCAGUUUAGGACGCCAGCCACAAGGGGACCUGAUUUUGGCCAAGCAGAUAUCAUGUGUGAGAUCCAUAUUAUUUACUUGAGGGUCUGCUAUCAAGCUAUGGAGACUGAGAAGUUAUUUUAGUCACAAACAAUUCAUAUGUCUGUAGAUCAUGGUUUAUUAGAUUGUGUUUGCCCAAAUAAGGUGGUACCGUACCUGAAGUUUUUUCAACAAUUCUAAAAGCAUCUUUCAAGUCUGCAGUGAGACCUCUAAGAUAUCUGUGUUACUUCCCUCAUGUACAUAAAUAAUUUUCAACUAGAAUAAAGGUGUGAAUAAUUUAUUUUUUCCACCGACUGGAAGCCAACCAUUUGGAAGACCACUCAGGAGAAAUGAGAUAAGUCUUUUGUUAAAAAUUACUUUUAUAUUUACAAGGAAAAGAGGAAGUUUUGUUCCUUUCUUUGAAUUUUGGUGACAAUUGAGAGCUUUAUUGAAUAGCUUUGGCAUGCAGAGUCAUUUUUCAUUAAAAAUUGAAAAGGCAUCUGAAAUCUGUAUCUCUAUGGGUUAUUUGGCAGUGGAACCUGGGCAAUUCCGUGCAGGAGAUUUUUGAGAUAUUCAAUUUUUGGAAGUGAAACAAACACAAAUGCUCCUCCUCCAAGGGGCGGGGGCGGUGCCUGAGCGAUGAACCAAUCACAGCGCACCCUGCCCUAUAUAAGGCCCUGAGGCCCAACCACCCCCCACCCACCCUUGGCACUUUAAGGUACUUGCUUUUUGGUAUCUUGUGCUUUUCUUUGCUGUUAUGUGUGAGACUGCGCCUGCCGCACCAGCCGACCAGGUUCCGGUUUCCAUGGAGAAACCUCCAGCUAGGAAGCGGGGAAAGAAGCCGGUUGGCUUGACGGGUGUGAAUCGGAAGACGGCAAGCGCAUCAGUGUCCAAGCUGAUUACUGAGGCGCUUUCGGUGUCCCAGGAGAGAACUGGUAUGUCCUUGGUUGCGCUGAAAAAAGCGCUGGCAGCCGCAGGUUACGACGUGGAGAAGAACAACAGUCGCAUCAAGCUGGGUCUCAAGGGCCUGGUGACCAAGGGGAUCCUGAUUCAGACUAGGGGUACCGGUGCCUCUGGCUCUUUCAAGCUCAGCAAGAAGGCUGCUCCUGAGCUUAGUAAGGGAAAAGUCAAAAAACGUGCUUCUGCGAAGAGUAGGAAGCUGGUCUUAUCCAGAGAUUCAAAGUCUCCGAAGAAUGGCAAAACCAACAAAAGAGCUAAGAAGCCGAGGACCACGGCGGCUCAGAAGGCUGCUAGGAAUGGGCAAAAAGCUAAAAGAACCAAAGACAAGCAACAACGGAAGAGCCCAGCGAAGGCCAGGGCAGGAAAGCCCCAAACUGGGAAUCCUAAGUUGACCCAGCAGAAAACUAAUACUAGGAAAGCAACAACCAAGAAGUAACGUUUCUUCAAAAACCAGUUUCCGUAGAACCCAAAGGCUCUUUUCAGAGCCACCUAAGUGAUUUUAGGAGGGUUGUAACAUCGCUUCCAGAAGUGUCUGGAAGAAGACUACUGGUUAGCCUAAGUGUUUGAUAAACGAACCUGUGAUGUAGUGAAAUAUAUCUUAUUGGACAUACAGUACAGAUACUUUACCGUGGUUAUUGUCCAAUUCCAGAGAAUUGUCCAUCCUAACAAAACCAGGGCACAUUCCUUAAGUUCUUAAAUGCUCUGAGAAUACUGGAAGGGGCAGCCAUUCUCUUCCCUAGGAGGAUCUUCCUGAUCUAGGGAUCAAACCCAGGUAUCUUGCAUUAGCAGGCAUAUUCUUUACCAUCUGCCCAGCUAGAGAAUUACUCCUUGAGAGCUACUACGUUUAAAGUUUAGGUCUAGUUUCUGAGCGGAGAUCUGCUCCGUGCCUCAACUGUUUUACCAUGUUUUGUUUCUUUUCUCCGCCUAAUUCUCCAAUAUGUACUUUUAUGUAUCAUUCUGUAUAAGGGUUCUGAACUUCGUAUCCAUGGGCUUAACAGGGGUUAAUAUAGGGAAACCAAGGUCUCAAUUUGGGUUAGUGGGAAGUUUUACUUACUAAACAUCUUUCCACUGUGAUUUUGUGUAAAGCAAACGUUUUCGUUUUACAUUUGCAAGAAUAUUGAAAUUUUUGUCUUCGUUACUAUGAAAGCUGUCAGAUUAUUUUCUAUAUGUUAAGCACAUAUAUUAAAAUUUGGUUUUGUAA